UCUCCUCCUCCUCCUCCCAUUUAUAUCACUUCUGCGUGAGCGCUGGCCAGAGUAACAGCGGCGCUGCUGGGAGGCUGCGGAGUCUCUUCCAUCCGACUCCACGGUGCGGAGGUUUCCCGGACAGACGCGUGACGGUGCGGACUCUUAAUCCCAAUCCGACAACAAUCCGUGCCUCUGGAAUUAAGAUGAGCGCUUCUGCCGCACGGCUCUCCUCCACAUAGCGCCGCAUUUCCCUGCUCCAGAUCCGUUUCAUGUGACUCCUGCGUACGAAGAAGGAUGACUGCUACCUUACCGCUGGUGAUUCUGUGCGCCUUGGCGACGUUAGCGCUGGCGUCCAAGACGGAGCGGGCGCUGAACGUUGAAUGUGACUCUGGCCAGUUCACCACCAGCGGGGAAUGCUGCAUGGAGUGUCCACCUGGAGAGGGCGUGGUGAAGGAAUGUGGCGCCACUCAGACUGUCUGCGCUCAGUGUUUGGACAGUGAGACCUACUCAGAGAACUACAGCCACACGGAGAAGUGCAAGCCGUGCACCCAGUGUACCGGCCUGAUGCGGAUGGAGACUCCCUGCACCGACUCCAACGACGCCAAAUGCGUCUGCAUGUAUAACUUCUACUUCAACAGCAUCUCUGGACGAUGUGAGCCGUGCACUGUGUGCCCGCUGGGACAGGGCGUUUACUCGCACUGUGACCCUUACCACGACACCAUAUGUGAGGAGUGUGUGGACGAGACGUUUUCUGACCGGGAGAGCUACCUGGAACCCUGUUUACCCUGCACCAUCUGUGAGGAAGACAUCGAGACUCAGCUGGCUGAGUGCACGCCCAUCAGUGACUCCGUCUGCCACAACCCAAACAUGCCUACAGACUUUCCAAUCACAAACAGUGAAGCAUCGAAUUUUCCCGAUUACCCCGACCCAGAUGGCUCGAUCAGCCCGUUCCCGAGCGGAGAGACGACCACGUUAAGCGGCGGCGCUCCUCACUUUCUCGGCCCGGGCUUCAACGAAAACCUAAUCCCGAUUUACUGCUCAAUCCUGGCUGCUGGUGUGGUCGGCCUGGUGGCGUACUUCGUGUUUAAGAGGUGGAAUAGCUGCAAGCAAAACAAGCAACCAGCUAAUAACCGUGCGGCUACAAACAACCAGAUGGUAACACCGGAGGGAGAGAAGCUGCACAGCGACAGCGGCAUCUCAGUCGACACUCAGAGUCUGCAGGACCAGCAGCAGCAGCACGCACAGGCUGAAGCCCAGCCUCAGCCGUCACGCUCACACACACAGGAGCAAAUAGUGGUGAGGGUAGAUGGAAGCCCCCAGCCCGACUCGCCUCCACCCGAAGUCUAAGGAAGAAGAGGAGGACGAAUUGGCAGGGAACAGAAGGAAGGGGGUGCCACGCAGUGAAUGUAAAAACAAGACAUUGAUUCAUAAUUCAAGUGGCCACAGAAAAACGUACACAACCCUCCAGUAUGCUUGGGGCAGCCGACGGAGACUCUUCGUCCCUGCAUGUGGAGUCAAACUGUCAUAUAGCGUGCCUGGACCCUGAAUCUAAGGCAAUAUCAAACAAGAACACGUAUAACGACAUGCAACAUAGUUUUUAGGAGCUGCCAGAUUAACCUGUACUUCCCUUUCAACAUCUCAGUUUUUAAUUCCAUGUUUAUGCUUUUUUUUAAGUAUUAUUUUUCUUUAUUUGAAGGGCAUUUUUUUCCCUUCCUGUCUUUCUCUGUUGGCAUCAGAGAUCCAAAGACAGCAGGGGUGCCAUGAGCAAUUCCCAGCUUUUUCUGGAAUUUCUUUCUUCCCUUUCAUUUAAUGACAAAUCUUAAUGUCAUUGUUUGAGAACGGCUACAAGGAUUCAUCCCUAGUGACUCAUGUUUUGAUGAGGCUGCUCAGUAAUUAACGUUUUUUUGAAUAAUUAGCUGGCUCUUCCUGUGUGCAACAGACAUAAACUCCCUCUCUAGCAGUGCCUCCAGGGAUUGUAUUUCAGCAGCUUCAUGUUCAUAAUGUUUGUCUCAUGUUUGUGUUUGUGCGGUUCUUUCAUUUCGAGGCUUUAGUUACACGACCGAAUCAGCAGGCUGCCUUCACUGGAUGUGCAACGUGAGAGGAACGUCUCUGGACUCGGCGCUGCUGCUGACUCACCGCGAUGAGUCGUCUGAAGGGAAACGGGGGUGGGGGGAUUCCAUUUACGGAGCCAAAAAACAAACAAGCAAACAAAAAAGGAUCACGACUGCUAAUUAAACUACUUAAAUGAGUUUGGGAGCAGAAAAAAAGUCAGAUCUGCAGGAGGAAUCCCAUCCACAAUCAUUCUUCGGUGAAAUUGGGACAGCCCUCAGAGGAAGCCGGCACUUCCACCUCCACAAGCUCACUCCUACCGUAAAACACACAGCCUUACUUACACAAGGCUUACCUGGGAGGCGGGUAGUAAUUACCUCAGGGUUUUAGCUUCAUUUACCCUCUGCUUGCAACACAGUUCCUGCUGAAGCCUCAGUGUGACGUCAUAUUUUCAUUUUCCAAUGCAGAACCACCCGACAUUCACUGCAUUUCCCAGUUGAAAUCAAGCACUUAAGCACAGGCUUGCAUCUCAGGCCUGGUGGCAUCUUUUUUUAUGGAAUGCCCCUUUAAUGUGCCCCUUCCUGCUGCUUGAAGCGACUGUAGAAGUGAGCUUAAAUACCAUGUAAAGGACACAUACUGUAGCCGAGCUUGACUGCAUUCAUUGCUUACAGUGGCACAUAGAUUCUCAGGAUUUAACUUGUAGUAUGACUGAGAUUAAAUGAGUAUUUAGACAAUUUAAAAUAAACAGUAGCGAAAUAAAUACUUUGAUUUGGUUGUUUACAUCCUGUUGAUGUUAUCAGUGCAAAUUGUUGACUUAUAUCUGGGUAGUGAACCAGAUUCUUGUCCGUUCAACCAGCACCAGUAGUUUAAAUAAUGUGUUACAUGAGCACUUCGUUAAGGGGAGACGGGUUAUUAUUUACAAUGAGGUGGAAGCUAAUGCUGUGUUCACGCCAAACACGUUUUGAGCAUCAGACACGUCUGGUGCCUGACGCUCAAAACGCCAGGCACCAGACCGGACGGUCUUUCAUCAUCCUCUUUUUCGACACCUUCUCUUCCUGUUGAGGGAGUUAGUUCUCCACUCUCCCUUUCUAGGGAAGUUUUUUCUGUUUCCUGAGCAUGAACUGGAGACAUUUCCUGUGAUUCAUCCAACUCAAGGUCCCAACAUUCCAACUCAAAAGUUAUAGGAGGGAAAUCGUCCAACUGUGGACAUGGGUUGGAAGGUUGGAACGGUCCACAUAGGCCGUUCAAAGCCUAUGUGGACGUUUCACGAGUCUAGCGCUGCGUGACUUAAAGCGUUCUGAGCGUUUGACGCGCAUUCAACGCGAUGCUGGAGUUGGAAAAUCUGAACUUUCACUGCUCAACGCGGCGCAUCAACCAAUUAGAAACUUGGCUAUGUGACAUAAAGGCCUGUAGUUGGUGUCCUGUCAGGAGAUCCAGGCACUGAUUAGCUGGUGGUCAAACUGGGCUCAAGUGAGAUGAAAACACUGCUGAUAGCGACCGUCGUCAGCGCCCAGCUAGCUUAUGAAAACUCACAACUCCUCUAAAUUAUCUGGUAAAUUCAAACACGUAGACACAUUCUGUUGAUUUCAAUAAAUAAAACCUAGACAGUGUUUUCAUCUGCCAUUGUUCAAAGAAAGAAAGGGAAAAAAUUCAAGAAGCUCCAACGCGCAUUGUGCCGUUAUCAACCGUCACUGUUUUUUGUUCAAUAGAAACUGAACAUAAAAUGUUCGUCAUCUGAGCCUCCGCUAUGACUGCAGAAGCUUUCACUGCAUCAUAAUUUGGUGUCACUCUCUCAGUUUCAUUCGCCAUUGUACAAACAGACCAGCAACGGAAAACAACGGCUCGUCCCAACUCAGGUCUAGCACGAUUUUGAUGUGCGUCCAUAUAGACUCUGAAUGUAUCCAGAUGCGGCUGAUGCUCAAAUCAGCCGCUUUUGGUGUGAACGCAGCAUAAGCAUCAGGCGUUUGACUUCAAAGCUGCUGAAGCCAGAGGUGUUUGUGACAAGCAAAGCGUGUUCGGUCUGAACGCAGCAUCAGGGCCAAAAGUGCAUGCGCAUUUGACGAUGAGCUAAAACCACAGCGCCAUCUAGUGGCAUGACAACUACAGCUGACUCAAGGUGCACAAGAGGAAAAUUUCCCCAAUUAACAUUGGAAAAUACUGGCAGUUUCCAGGCAAUGGUCUUCUGUAAAUGUAGCCUUAUUGGCCAUUUGCAAUAAAAUCUUGGUGGUUCACAAUCAAUUAGCCAUAAUGCUAGUGGACUGCAAAACGAAACAUGGCAAUUAAGCUAACUCAAAAGAACCAGCUGAUGGAAAAGUAGAACAAAAAAUGAAGUUUUAAAAAAGAAAACUAAUUUAGUUACCAUUUUGGGAAUUGCUUCACUCCAUCUAGCCUUUUGCUUGAAUUACCACAAAGGUUAUUCCCAGUUUCUUGAAUAUACAUAACCUCAUCACAGACAACAAAUUGUCCGCCUAAUCUUAGUCAAAGUUUUGUGAAAAACUAUUUGCCCUUUUAAGAUUUCUUCUGUUUUUGCUGUUUCAUUUCCAAAAUAAUCCCUCAAAUAAAAUCUGCCAGACAAAAGAAGUAAGAAGAUCUUUUCUCUUUUUGACAAUCUGGAACACUAAAUCUGAAAAUACCCAAGUGUGAGAAAAAUGUAACAGAAGACAUACAUUUUCACUGAAGUUUGAGCACAUAAAGCUCACAAAAGUAUGGCAUUGCCCUGCCUAAACCCUGUAGCUUUAAUGCAUAUUUAUUUAACAAAGAGGCAAAAAUAGUAAAAAUCACUCAGUACUGACAUUAUUCCCAAUUUUUCUUUAUUAGAAACAAAAAAUAUCUAGCUUGCUAAGUUUAACAAGUUACAGUAACGUCUCCUUUGUUUACUAUGUUGGUGAGGAGAGCAGGUUUCAGAUAACCUAUAUGUAUCAAAAGGAUGUGUGCCUGUCUGUAGACGUGGUAUUUUUAGGUAGGAAAAAAUGUUUUAUUGCAUUAGAAUAUAAGAGACAUGAAUGAAUAGUCUGAUCAGAUGACAGUUGUAGGAUUGGCAUAGAUUUGUCUAGAAAUAACCAAAUUGCAAAUGUUAGAAUAAAAUAAAUCAGUGUGAAACUCUCCAACUUACAACACAUUUUGCUUAGAGAGUCACUUUCCAACAAUAUCUGAGAGGUAUCAGUUUCGUCAUUUUAUUCUCAGCAAGAGUGUGAAUGCAGACAAAACCUUUAAGGAAACGAAAGAUGUUUUUUUAGCUUGUUAGCGGCGCUUUUAGAGUUUAGUGAUAGAUAGGAAAUGUCUCGCCGAGGGAAGAAAACAGUGAAAAUGACUCAUUACGUCCUUUGUGGCUCUGCAUGGAUCAAUCACUCGGCCACAAACACCCCAAGACAAUUAAACUUUCUGGUUGCCUCACUUUUGAUUCAUGAAUCAGUGCAGUGUAAUAAAUGAAAGCAAACAAAAGUCUGCUGUAGUUUGCAGCUCUGUAGCAGAUGUUGGUGUGAACACGUAACCACACAGACACACACACACACACAGGAGUGUAUGAUUCACUCCUCUAUUGAGAGCUGGAGUGAUUCAUCCUGCAUGAGGGACUGACAUUAAAGCAGACUUCGCUACACUUCGUAUGAGUGACCAGAAAGUUGAUUUAAAGG
Poecilia latipinna (sailfin molly) is the source of this 5663-nucleotide messenger RNA. It is a transcript of the gene ngfra, whose product is annotated as nerve growth factor receptor a (TNFR superfamily, member 16). The record is from RefSeq and is a predicted model, not a curated record. Gene Ontology annotation, biological process: Rho protein signal transduction. The transcript has 6 exons. Gene Ontology annotation, molecular function: nerve growth factor binding; death receptor activity; coreceptor activity. The coding region runs from base 277 to 1329 and encodes 350 amino acids. Lineage: Eukaryota; Metazoa; Chordata; Actinopteri; Cyprinodontiformes; Poeciliidae. Gene Ontology annotation, cellular component: cell surface; plasma membrane.